GAAUGUACCCAAGGAGAGCGAUACGAUCAAGUCGUAAAGAUACACUUGUGCAUAACGGCAGGGGCCAAGGGGUGUUACUUUAUCAUACAAAGAGUUUCUGACCGCCCAUUAGGUCUUUAUAGAGCAAACGAACAGGAGGAGAGCGAUACGAUCUAGUCGUAAAGAUACACCCAUGCUCAUCGAAUAACCCUGAUGUACAGCAGUUCCUUAAUUGCUUACCAGAGAGAGUAAGGAUGGAAAAUGCAAGAAAAAAAAAAAAAA
Messenger RNA from Mucor mucedo, 261 nucleotides. RefSeq lists its product as uncharacterized. NCBI's taxonomy places the organism in Eukaryota, Fungi, Mucoromycota, Mucoromycetes, Mucorales, Mucoraceae. The annotation marks the transcript as partial. The record is from RefSeq and is a predicted model, not a curated record. The transcript is spliced from 2 exons.